Molecule: messenger RNA, 1073 nt
Organism: Chaetomium fimeti
Lineage: Eukaryota; Fungi; Ascomycota; Sordariomycetes; Sordariales; Chaetomiaceae
Exons: 2
Coding region: 298-951 (217 amino acids)
Source: RefSeq, a predicted model, not a curated record
CAUCGUCGAUUACAUGUCCGGGUCCGUACCGGGUGUGUGCCUGCGCUGCGCGGCCGCCUGGACAGGUGCAGCCAACCGCAGAGGUGGCCCUGGUUCCCUUCUCUCGACCUCAUUCUUGGGACGCCUACCGCCGGGACGGUUGAAGGCCAGGCCAGCAUGGGCCGACCUGCGCGCAGCAACACUGAGACUCCAGGCUACGGAGCGUCCGCCGUUAUGCUUUGCCCUUCAACCGUUUUUCGGCACAUCAUAGGACCUGUGAUGCCGACGGGCCCGUCCCUUAGCUUCAGGCCCGUCUGAAUGCCGCUGCGCUCCCGAGGGCCCUGCAGCGGGCUCCUAUGCUCACCCUCAGUCGCCGAAAUGCUCCGCCAGAAGCCCGAACCAAAGCCCAUCGUUACGCUGGAGUUGCAGCGUUCGCUCCUGGGUGGUGCAGCUGGCAUCAGUGUGACUGGUCAGCGGUCCCCUGCCAACGGACCCCGCAGACUGACCAAAACCUCGACGCCACACCUCUCUGAGCCCCCAACAUCUCGCACUAACCGCAUCGCGGGGGCUGCCGGCGCCCUGUUCGACCAUAUCCUUCCCCAUCGGGCUGGUGUCCGCCAGCCUUGUCCGCAUCACUUCUCCAGAGCAGGGUUGGUGCUGACCCAGGUCCCACCGGUUGCACCCCCCAUGGCAACCACAAACCCUGGUCCUGGUCGCCGUCCUGCUUCGCUAGCUGCGCACCCCUGUUCCCGGUCAGGACUGAGUUCCCAAGAUGCAUCUCCUCUAGCCCCCAGCUCUCGAAGAGCGGGAACGCGUCUGGAGAUACCAUUAUUAGCCAGGCAGAAAUCUCGUUCGUUUACAAAUCUUAUAAGAAACCCCCGGCCGUCUGCCUUGUCAAACACACCCAUCCUUUCGCUCCAACAGCUUGCCGCACAAUCAUCUCAAGUUGCGACGCCAGGUUCUUCCUCUUGACUAGUGCUUCGCAUUCAACUGAAAGGCUCCCAACGACCACUCUGCCGGCCAUCUAUAUCUGGCCUGCCCCCCUUCCUGCUCCGGUGACCUACCUCGACGCGGUUGACAAUCAAUCGGACUCC